Messenger RNA from Antechinus flavipes (yellow-footed antechinus), 4072 nucleotides. RefSeq names its product eukaryotic translation initiation factor 4B (gene EIF4B). The record is from RefSeq and is a predicted model, not a curated record. NCBI's taxonomy places the organism in Eukaryota, Metazoa, Chordata, Mammalia, Dasyuromorphia, Dasyuridae. Gene Ontology annotation, molecular function: RNA binding. Bases 177 to 2006 code for a protein of 609 amino acids. The transcript has 15 exons.
CCCAGCCGCCCUCGCGCUACGUUGAUGCGCCCAGCUCAGCACUGCCUGGUCCCCCUGUCUCCCCUCCCCCUCACCAGGCCCCCCCGCCCAGCUUCGCGUCUCCCAGCCCGACGCGCUCGCUAUAAUCACGUGACUGCCUCAUCCGGGUCCUUUGCGUUCUCUCUCCCUCUCCCAACAUGGCGGCUUCAGCUAAAAAGAAGAAUAAGAAGGGGAAGACCCUCACCUUGACAGACUUCCUUGCUGAGGAUGGUGGCACCGGUGGUGGAGGAAGCACCUUUGUGCCCAAACCAGUCAGCUGGGCUGAUGAAACUGAUGACCUGGAAGGAGAUGUUUCCACCACUUGGCACAGUAAUGAAGACGACGUGUACAGGGCACCUCCAAUUGACCGUUCCAUCCUGCCCACUGCUCCACGGGCUGCUCGGGAACCCAAUAUUGAUCGGAGCCGUCUUCCCAAGUCGCCACCCUACACUGCUUUUCUAGGGAACCUGCCCUAUGAUGUGACAGAGGAUUCCAUCAAGGAGUUCUUUAGAGGAUUAAAUAUCAGUGCAGUACGUUUGCCACGGGAACCCAGCAAUCCAGAAAGGUUGAAAGGUUUUGGUUACGCCGAGUUUGAGGACUUGGACUCACUGCUUAGUGCUUUGAGCCUGAAUGAAGAGUCUAUAGGCAACAGAAGAAUACGAGUGGACGUUGCUGAUCAAGCACAGGAUAAAGACCGAGAUGAUCGUUCCUUUGGCCGUGAUCGGGAUCGAAAUCGGGAUUCUGACAAAACUGACACAGACUGGAGGGCUCGCCCUGCCACAGACAACUUUGAUGACUACCCUCCACGAAGGGGUGAUGAUAGCUUUGGAGACAAGUAUCGUGAUCGUUAUGAUUCAGACCGGUAUCGUGAUGGUCCACGGCGGGACAUGGACCGAUAUGGAGGCCGGGAUCGUUAUGAUGAUAGGGGCAGCAGAGACUAUGAUAGAGGCUUUGAUUCUAGGAUAGGCAGUGGUAGAAGAGCAUUUGGUAGUGGGUAUCGGCGAGAUGAUGAUUACAGAGGAGGAGGAGAUCGCUAUGAAGACAGAUACGAUAGACGAGAUGAUCGGUCAUGGAAUUCAAGAGAUGAUUACAACCGGGAUGAUUUUAGGCGUGAAGACAGAGGUCCCCCCCAGAGACCCAAACUGAAUCUGAAGCCCCGGAGUGCCCCCAAGGACGAAGAUUCAUCAGCUAGCACCUCACAGUCUAGCCGAGCUGCCUCCAUCUUUGGAGGAGCAAAGCCAGUGGAUACAGCUGCUAGGGAACGAGAAGUAGAGGAGCGACUACAAAAGGAGCAAGAGAAACUGCAGCGUCAGUUGGAGGAGCCAAAACUAGAAAGACGGCCCCGGGAGAGACACCCAAGUUGGCGAAGUGAAGAAACUCAGGAACGAUCAAGGACAGGAAGUGAGUCUUCACAGACUGGAAAUACAGCUCCAUCUGGCAGAAACACACGAAGGAGGGAGAGUGAGAAAUCUCUAGACAAUGAAACAUUCAACAAGGAAGAGGACUCUCAGUCUCCAACCUCCAAGCCUUCUAAAUCAGAUCAGCUUCCCUUAAAGGUGAUGCCCGCACCCCCACCAAAGGAAAAUGCCUGGGUGAAGCGGAGCUCCAACCCUCCUGCGCGGUCUCAGAGCUCAGACUCUUCAGAGCAGCAGUCUCCCACAAGUGGUGGAGGAAAAGUAACAUCCCAGCAGUCUGAGGAAGGACCAGCUAAUAUUUCAAGAAAAGCAGAUGAGAAUAAGGUAGAUGGGGUGAGCAUGCUGAAAGGCCAAAGCGGGAACUCCAACCGUGGUCCAGUGGAAGGAGGAAGCAAAGACCAUUGGAAGGAGUCUGAUAGGAAAGAUGGCAGAAAAGAUCAAGACUCAAGACCUGCAUCUGAGCCAAAGAAACCUGAAGAAAAUCCGGCUUCUAAAUUCAGUUCUGCAAGCAAGUACGCAGCUCUCUCUGUUGAUGGUGAGGAUGAAAACGAGGGCGAAGACUACAACGAAUAAACCUCCACAUCUUGUGCUUUCUCCCCGUCUCUCGCCAACCUGCAACAUUCGAGAGCAAAUCAAACCUCUAUCCAGACAAGACAAAAUAAAACUCACCAUCUCCUGGAGACCUUUCUUAACUUUUUUUUUUUAAGGAAAAAAAAGGAAAACAAAAUGAAAUUCUUUUGCAUGCUGCUGCAGCCUUUAAAGUAUUAAACUAACUGGAGAAUUUCCAACCAGUGUAGCCAGAGAGAGAAAGACGUACAACUUUUUAAAGGAAAAGUUCUGAUGUGUUUUAGCAGCACCAUAUAACUGCCUGUAUGAUUAGUGCCUAGGGUCCUCCUUUUAGCAGAAACGUUAAUAAUAUUAAUGUGUUGGUUUCUGAAAGCUGGUUGGGCGAUAGGACAGAUACAAGGAAGGAGGUGGGUUUUCUCCCUCUUAAUUCUUGCUAUCUUAUUAUGGCAUAUAUGAAUUCUGAAACAUUAUCUGAAUAAAACUUCCAUCCUUGAAGGUAGGAUAACUAGUCUCUGAGGUUAUUUUAGUCUCCAGGAGGCUGCCAGCCCCCUCCUCUCAUUUUAUCCCAUGCUGUUGGGGGCCAGUAACAGAGGGAAAUGUCAGUCCAGUUUUACCCCCCAAGGGGGUGGUUGGGAAUUGGUGGCGAGAGGACAAGACAUACUGCUUGGUGACCAGAUGCAGUGGGAAAGGAAAUCUGGCUCUAAGGGUGAUGUAAAUCCUUUUGGACCAGAUAACAGUGAAAGGUUAGAAUCUCCAGGAAACAGAUAAGCAAUUAUUUCUUGGAACAUAGGUGUGGGAACUUCUAGAUUCAUCCAUAAGCUGUUGCAAAUCCUGAAUCUUAGGAAUUUCAGGCCUUAAGUACAGUUAAAGUCUUGUGUACUUCCUUACUACCCACUCCCCUUUUCUGCAGUCUCCCAACUAACAUCUUCUGUUUAUGUCAUGUAACAGGUCAUUUCUUGGGCCUCAGAUUCCAGGGAGCUGUCAGGUGAGGAAUUGAAUUGCAAUUAAAGCAAAAGAGCCACCCAUUGCUCCCUUUUGACCCCUCUUGCUACUCCUCGUUCCUCACCCUGGUCUGUGACAGCACCAGCUUCCUUGAUCCCUUGUGAGCACCAGCAAACUGGAAGAGGUGAUCUUAGCAGGUGAACAAGGAAUGGAUUGAUAGAGGCUAUUAAAUUGGUAGCCUUUGCCCUGCCAUUUUCUCCAUUCCUUUUGAUGAUUGUUGUUUUUAGGAGUUGUCCUUCUCUCCACUGGAACCCCACACUAAUAUUCAGAUUUAUUAUGUGGCCUAGACCAGUGUGUGGCUUUUUAUCUUCCCCUGAGAGAAUAAAUGAUGAUUGUAAGAGAACUACUCAACAGGGCAUUGGUUUCUGUUGCGACACAAAAGACCAUUGUACUUGAUUUUAUGUGCAACUUUGUGAGGGUCAGCUCAGUGUAGAUACUUUCUUCCCCUUCACCAAAUAUUAGCACCUAUGAGAGGAGGAUGCCACCCCAGUCUCUAAUACUCGCACAAUUCUUCUCCAGGCAGUCUUAGAUUGUUCCCAGCCCAGCCAAGUUGGCGGGCUGGUGUUUGUGCGGCUGCAGCAGUGGGUAUAUUGAAUCAUUUUAUAAGGUGGAAAUAAAAGGUAGACAAAUUGAAUAAAUUACUAAGUACGAGUAAUUGGUAUGGAUUGGCCAUUAGCUAGGAAGUGGACAUUUAGAAGGCAUAUCCAGACUUAGGCAGUUAUCGCCCAUCUGCCAUAGGUGUUGAUAAGGUAGGGAUUGCCCUCUUCAUUUCUACUCUCCUUCCAAAUAGUUGUAUCCAAGAAGCUGUUCUCUCCACUUCCCUUCUUGCUCCCUCUGUUAGACCAGGUACAAGGAUUGAUUUGCGUCCAGCACCUGAAGACAUGUAAAAUUUGUACAAAGAUAUCUUCUAUGAAAAUGAUUUGUAAUCUGUAGACUUACUACCUGGGAGAUGUCUUAUGAUGUAAAAUCCCCAUCCUUUGGGCUGUGGGAUUUGGUGGUGUUUUUUUUUUUCCGGGUUUUUUGUUUUGUUUUGUUUUGUUUUCUCCAAAUAAACCUAAUCUUUAAAGUUC